Molecule: messenger RNA, 435 nt
Organism: Kockovaella imperatae
Lineage: Eukaryota; Fungi; Basidiomycota; Tremellomycetes; Tremellales; Cuniculitremaceae
Product: NADH ubiquinone oxidoreductase subunit NDUFA12-domain-containing protein
Exons: 4
Coding region: 1-435 (144 amino acids)
Biological process (GO): mitochondrial respiratory chain complex I assembly; response to oxidative stress
Cellular component (GO): membrane
Source: RefSeq, a predicted model, not a curated record
AUGGUGUCUCUAAUCAGGACCCUCAGGAAUUUCAGGAGAGCAGGUGUAAGAGAAUGGUGGAAGCAGAUGUGGAGCAUUGGUGAUGCCAAAUACGGUAGAUUAGUUGGAUCUGAUCAAUUCGGUAAUCGAUUCUACGAAAACCUUGAUGCGUCUCAAGAGAUACCAGGACGUCAUCGAUGGGUCGACUUUAAACAAUCCGUCGAGAAUGCUUCGCAGAUUCCACCCGAAUGGCAUUCAUGGUUGAAUCAUAUUCGCAAAGACCCGCCGACCGAGGAUCCUAUCGUUCAAGCUUCUACUCCACCUUGGAAGACGGAAUAUCAUGAAAACUUGACCGGAACUCGAGGAAGAUAUAUCACUUAUUCUACAACGGCUCCCAAGACCCAAGCUUGGCAACCUCAGGUCAGACCACGAGGACAAGCCAAGCGAGAAGCUUAA